AUGAUGCUGAGACGUUUAUUGUGUUUUCUGGCUUUGUUACUAAGCUUUACCUCCGUCUAUGUCAUGGCUGAAGAUCCUGGAAAGGCACUUGCUACUACUUUAGAUCCUUCUACUGGUCUACCAACACAGCCUCUUGAUUCAAAUGAAGCACUUCGUGUUAGUGGUGCUUUGGUUAGAUCUGAACCUUCCGACGUGGAUCGGGAAGACGGCGCUGAAACGAGGGAUGUUAAGAAUAGUAAGGCUGAAGAUCUGGUAGAAAAAGAGGCUCAUCCACAGUUAAAAGAUUCAGACAGAGGUAAACACAAUACUGAUCAGCUUGCAGGUUCGAAGGGUGAUGUCGGUCUCCAGCAACCACCACAGGGGGAUCACCAAGAUCAUGAUGGUCGACAACAGCCAAGAGAGACCCACAUUGGUACGGCGUCUACUUCAUCAUCUUCUUCUUCAUCCGGAGGAGAAAAUUCCGACUUGCCUAGUUCUCCAGAGCGAACUGGUUCACCACUUGCUAAUCAGGGAGAACGUCCUGAUGAUAAUAGUUUGUCUCAGACGGAAGAGAAGAGAGAAAAAGAUGGUCAAAAGGGAAAUCUUUCAACUGAUAAAGGGAAUGAACAGCAGUCAUCAGGUCAAACUGAUUUAAGUCCAUCACCUUCUAGUAAACCCCAUGUUACUUCAGAAGACACACAAACACUAGUGAGCUCAGAAGAAUCCCAACCUGAACACGUUUCGACUAACCGACAGAACCCACAGGACACACAAACAACAGGGCCACAAACUACUAACGGGCAAGACACUUCUGCUCCCGGUGAUUCAGCCACAGAAAACACGCAUAAUAAUCAGUCUGAGAGUAACGCUACUGUUGAAGAACCUGCAGCAGGUGAAGCGACAAAUGGCGAGUCUGCUAAUACUGUUACUGACACCACUACUACCACCACCACCACAACAACAACACUUCCUCCUGAACUCACAAACAACAAGAAGGGUGAUGCAGACAGCAGCAGCAGUAUC
Messenger RNA from Trypanosoma theileri, 1002 nucleotides. RefSeq lists its product as uncharacterized. The record is from RefSeq and is a predicted model, not a curated record. The transcript has a single exon. The annotation marks the transcript as partial. Lineage: Eukaryota; Euglenozoa; Kinetoplastea; Trypanosomatida; Trypanosomatidae.